Antrostomus carolinensis (chuck-will's-widow) is the source of this 1517-nucleotide messenger RNA. It is a transcript of the gene PEX14, whose product is annotated as peroxisomal biogenesis factor 14. The annotation marks the transcript as partial. The transcript is spliced from 7 exons. Gene Ontology annotation, cellular component: peroxisomal importomer complex; peroxisomal membrane. NCBI's taxonomy places the organism in Eukaryota, Metazoa, Chordata, Aves, Caprimulgiformes, Caprimulgidae. Gene Ontology annotation, biological process: protein import into peroxisome matrix, docking. Gene Ontology annotation, molecular function: signaling receptor binding. The record is from RefSeq and is a predicted model, not a curated record.
AUUUUGACAGCAGUGAAGUUUUUGCAGAAUCCACGAGUCCGACAAAGUCCUCUUGCAACCAGAAGAGCAUUUCUGAAGAAGAAAGGCCUGACAGAUGAAGAAAUUGACCUGGCUUUCCAGCAGUCGGGCACAAGCACAGAUGAGCCACAGUCCCCAGGUCCUUCUACACAGCUGGUGCCAACUCAGCCCUCUCACCCUGUGGGGUAUAGUCCACCUGGCUCCAGAUGGCGAGAUUAUGGGGCUUUGGCUAUCAUAAUGGCAGGAAUUGCCUUUGGAUUCCACCAGCUCUACAAGAAAUACCUGCUUCCUCUCAUCAUGGGAGGCAAAGAAGACAGGAAACAACUUCAGAGGAUUGAGUCAAGCAUUUCUGAGAUGAGUGGCAGUGUGACACAGACAGUGACUCAGUUACAGACAACUUUAGCAGCUGUCCAGGAACUGCUAAUCCAGCAACAACAGAAAAUCCAGGAGCUCACCCAAGAACUGGCAGCUUCUAAGGCCACAACUUCCACCAACUGGAUUCUGGAAUCGCAGAAUAUUAAUGAAUUGAAAUCUGAGAUCUACUCGUUAAAAGGACUCCUCCUGAACCGGAGGCAGUUCCCUCCCUCCCCUUCGGCACCUAAGAUCCCAUCAUGGCAGAUCCCAGUGAAGCCAAGCUCACCCUCCAACCCUGUUGUUGCCAACCAUAAUAGCAGCAGUGACAUCUCACCUGUCAGCAACGAGUCUACCACCUCAUCACCAGUCAAGGAGAACCACAGCCCUGAGGGUUCGAAGGUCAGCUGUCAUCUGCUGAGCACAGAGGAAGGCAACAAGGCAGUGAUUGACGUCAAGACCCAAGUGCGGAUGGAGGUGCAGGGUGAGGAAGAGAAACGGGAAAACAAAAGGAAUGAAGAGGAGGAAGAGGAUGAUGAGGAUGAUGAUGUUAGCCAUGUGGAUGAGGAGGAAUGUCUGGGUGUCCAGACUGAGGACCGGCGAGGAGGGGAUGGUCAAAUUAAUGAGCAAGUGGAAAAGCUACGAAGACCUGAGGGGGCCAGCAACGAGAAUGAGAUUGACUAAGUCGCCCUGGCUUCUGCUGCUGCUGCUGUACAUCUUCCCUAGCCUCCUGCACUGUCCCGGUGCCUCUCCCAUUUUGUGGAGAGAAGUGCCACCAUCCCCUCCAGUGAUUCUCCCAUGAUUGACCUUGAGUAGGGUCAUGAUUGCCCAGUGAGCAAGGUGGGCCCUGUUUCACCACAGGGCAUUGCAGUGGCUUCUUGUUCCCUCCCAGACUCACCUUCUCCCCAUGAGCUGGAAUCACUGCCUAGGCUGGAAGACCAAUCGCCUUACCAUGCACCACAGCUACAGAAAAAGUCCUCUAACAAAAACAUCUCUCCUGAAACAGUCAGCCUCUUUGCUGCAUCCUAGAGUCCUUCUAUCCAAUUUCAGAAACCAAUCUGUCCCAGGUUCUUUGAUUCACAAGCCUUUAGUCCCAGUAUAAUGCCCAAACCAGUUUUCUGUUUCCCAAAAUAACCCUGUUUUAUUUC